GCAGUUGUAAAGUGUAUUCCUUGCUGGGUGAAUGUGGCAGACAUUUUGUUUUGUUUAUACAGAAUGCCUUUCGUCAAAUAGCGCCAGUUACUCAGUUUCAGAGCCUAAAUUUGACUGGUCUUGGAAUUAUUUUGUAAUUCGGUUUGUGUGACGUGUGCAUGGAAGAUACACUUUGAAUUAGUAAUUUGAUUUUCUUAGGUAAAGGAUAUAGGACAUAUUACUAGUGCCCAAAUUAAAUUCCGCGAGAUUUUAGGUUUAACCUUGAGGUGGAUUUUUAGCCGUGUAGACUGUGAUUGUCAAUUGUUCCUUGAUAUCCAUUUUGAAUUGAUUUAAUUAACCGAAAAUCGUGGCAGGAUUUACAUUGCGAUGGAAGUAUUUCUAAAACAGAACUCAUUUGAACAAACCCAGUUGAAGUUUUGUUACUGUGAACCGUGCUUUCUUCAUUUGAGGUUAUUUGUAUGUGUUUCCGAGAGAUGCACUGUUUAGAGCAAGAAUGGGUUAUGUAACUUUGGUACUUAAAUAAUUUCAAAUAAUAUUUGCGAUUUGAUUCGUGAUUAAUAUCUGAACAUUUCAACAUUUACUGAUGCUCUGUCCGUAUUUGUGAUACUUCCAGUACAUUCUUUCGUGGAGAGGCCUCCAAGUUUUUUGCCAUGACGAAGUGCGCAUGUUUCUGCGCACACGACGACUUUCGCUCGUCAUUUGUUUCCACAGGCACAGAGCGAACAGAAGGUGUGUGACCCUGGACGCGGGAAGAUGGUGUCUUGCUCGAGGUAUAGCGGCACUGUUCGGCUUGAUGGGAAGACUGCGAUAGUCACGGGUUCGAACACAGGAAUAGGCAAGUUUACUGCCCUCGACUUCGUCAAAAGAGGGGCACGUGUGAUCAUGGCUUGCCGGAGCGUGGAGAAGGCUGAAGCCGCCGCUGAGCAGAUCCGGGGAGCCACUAGGGAUCUGAAAGGAGCCGGGGCCGUGGACGUCGUGAAACUGGACCUGGGCUCGCUGACCUCGGUGAGGCAGUGCGCUGACCAGCUGUUGCGUGCCGAGCAGAGAGUCCACUUGCUCGUGAACAACGCAGGGGUCAUGGCGUGUCCCCAGGGCAAGACAGAGGACGGAUUUGAGACCCAUUUCGGGGUGAACCACUUGGGUCACUUCUUGUUCACCUGCCUCCUCUUGCCCCGGGUCAUCCGGUCUGCACCAGCCAGGAUCGUCACAGUGUCCUCAAAACUACAUGAAAACGGAAAUAUGAAUUUCGAUGAUUUGAAUCUCGAAAAUUCGUACGGUCCUGUGAAAGCUUACAACCAGAGCAAACUAGCCAAUGUUUUAUUCAGCAACGAAUUGGCCAGGAGACUUGAAGGGACGGGUGUGACCACGUAUUCCGUGCACCCAGGGGUAGUUCGGACUGAGCUAGGUAGACAUUUGAACGACACUUAUUUUCGCGGCCUUCGAAGUAUUUUAGGUGGCAUGGGCGCCUUGUUCUUCAAGACCGCUGAAGACGGAGCUCAGACAACGAUCUACUGCUCAUUGGACGAGAAACUUACCAAUAAAACAGGACUUUAUUACAGCGAAUGCAGGGAGAAGGCGGCUUCACGCAGGGCACGUGACCCCGAGGCAGCCAAGAAAUUGUGGGAUUUGAGUGCGAAGAUGGCGGGACUCGGUAAUUGGGACCCAUUCACUGCAGACGACGGAGAAACGCCCAGCUAGACUGCAACCGUUGUCUAACCCUCUGAAACAUCUAUCGAAAUAAUUUUUUUUAAAUAAAUGCCUGAAAUAAAAGUCUACGUGUAUAUAAAACAGUUAUUUUGAUAUUAAAACGUGCGUCCAUGUGCC
Molecule: messenger RNA, 1824 nt
Organism: Zootermopsis nevadensis
Lineage: Eukaryota; Metazoa; Arthropoda; Insecta; Blattodea; Termopsidae
Source: RefSeq, a predicted model, not a curated record